AUGAUCGAUGAGUCUGGCAGUGGUUUGUGCCCUGCUAUGCGUUGCUCUAGUUUCAGAGGCAUUUCCGGGUCCUUACAUGCUGUCGGCAACACCUGGUUUGGAGCCCGCCGUCUGACUCGGCAGACGUGGCCGCAAGGCAGCGACCUCGAUGUACAGAUAUCCGCAGCCGAGCAGACUCUCAGUUUUUUGGUCCUUCGACCAGUCUUGUGUUGUUCCACCUUCCACAGCACCGUGGACGCGGGCUUGUCUUUCUUUGUCUGUCACCUGUGUUGGUGUGAAGCCGGAAGUCCUCAACUAGGUCAUUCCUCCCACAGAAGCAGAAGUUGCAAGCUGUUUGUUGUCUUGACACGUGCUUUGCCCCUCUGCCUCUUGAGCUCGAAAACCAGCAAGUGGCUUGCCAGAAUAUCGAAACAGAGCAAGUUGUCACAUCAACAGAUGCUUGAGACCGGCAAGGUGGCAGCAGGUAACUCUCAAGCAGUGUCAGGUACUCACUUCUUCGUGGUUGCGCAGGGCGAGUUCUGCGUUCUGAAAGACAACAACCCGCACUGCUACAUUGGGUCUGGAGCCGAAGCAAGCAGCAUCCUGGGGCCCCCCCCUCUGUUAAGCCAGCCUCGACAAGUGCCAGGUCGGGGAAGUCCUUCGGUGAGAGUGUCCUCCUGCUCUUCGGGGAGCGCAGCGCAACGGUGUUUGCCCCAGCUUUAG
This is a messenger RNA of Symbiodinium natans, 702 nucleotides long. The record is from the annotation of a GenBank genome assembly. NCBI's taxonomy places the organism in Eukaryota, Dinophyceae, Suessiales, Symbiodiniaceae.